Molecule: messenger RNA, 1212 nt
Organism: Desarmillaria tabescens
Lineage: Eukaryota; Fungi; Basidiomycota; Agaricomycetes; Agaricales; Physalacriaceae
Exons: 2
Coding region: 1-1212 (403 amino acids)
Source: RefSeq, a predicted model, not a curated record
AUGCUCGGAUGGCGGCCUAGUGCUGGUCCGACUCUACGCUGUCUCAAGACGCAAUGCAUACGCUUCAGCUCGACAGAUUCCGCUCCCAGUUCCGUCCCUGACUUGAGCACCAGGAUUUUGGACAGGAUAGGCGGGGGCGGGAAAAAGAGGAUAGCAGAAGACCUUGACGGUAUCAAAAUUCCAAAUAGGGCGGAAAUAAAGAUAUACUCUGGAAACUCGCUGUCGGAGCGUCUUAUAAAGAUCCAUGCACAAAAACCUACUCCCCCUCCUACCGCUACUCCUCCAGCCGUCGACGCUACCUCCAAUGACGUUCCCCCUGCAUCUUCUACCUCUACUGUAUCUUCUCCUCCCAGCGAGACGACCGUAUCCUCUGCUCCAGGCGAGGCCCCGGCUGUCCCUGGUGAACAGUUCCAAGAGCACUACAAGAGCGUGGAUUUAGAUGAUUUGGCUGGUGCACCCGCCACAGCUGUCCACAUACCGACUCCUCAGGAGACUGCCCGUGUCCAUACGCACAAAAAAUAUGUCGAGAGCGUCAACUUUGAUGCCUUGUUUGAACAACCACAGACAUCGCAGUAUCAUCGUACCAAGGAGCCGCGCCAGCCGAAGAAAGAUGAAAGCCUUCAGGAGAAAGGCGGGAAACAGCUUCCUAGGGCCAAUACCCGCCCAGUGAGGGCACAAAGGGGAAAUGCGCAAACCAGGAAACUGCAGCCUCAGAGAAAUACAGGAAAUACCAGACCUCGACGACCUCGUACCAACCCCAGGAGAAGGCAAAAUAACGGUCUUGAGAUCGUAUUAUCAGGGGAUGCUGAGAUAGAUGCCCACGUCAAAGCAGUGCUCGAGUCUGAAGAAAAAGUCAUUCCUGACCGAGAACCAAACGUCUCAUUUUCGUAUCUCCCUCAUUUGCGCGAUCCUGCGAUCGACUUCGCUCUGCCACAGGCAGAGGUGCUUGUUGAUGAAAGGAAGGGACCUGGCAUGGAGGACGAAACGAAGAGUGUAGCCCGUCCUCAGGUUCAACUAGUAAACUUGUUUGGACCAUCCCAUCACCGUUUCAAGAGCAACUAUAAACGGAGAUUGCCAGAUGACAAGGUGUGGGGUAUGCCGGUCACGCAGCUUCCUAUAGUUACGCAUGCGCAGAUGGUCUCGGGGCGUCAGAGCACAAUUCGCUUGGAUGGUCAGAAAGAGCUGUUGGAUGUUGUCAAAUCACUACAGUAG